AAAUAAACACAUUGACAAGAUUUUAAUUGUAACACAAACUUGAAGAAGAUGAAGAAUGUUAUGGUGGUUAUUGACGAGAGCAGCUCAAGUUAUGAUUUACUCGUUUGGGUCCUUGAAAAUCUUCAAGAUAUAAGUAACAGCAAUAAACUUUUGAUAUUUGCAAAACAGCCACAAAGUUUUGUUGGUCCUAUCUCGCUCUCUUCAUCGUUGGGAUUUGCACAGCUUUUCUAUCCAUUUUCACCCAGGGCAGAACUUAUAAGACUAGCUCAAGAAAAGAAUAUGAAGAUUGCUUUGGGUAUAUUAGAGAAAGCCAAGAAGAUAAGUGGAAAUCAUGGGAUUAAAGCAGAGACAUUAACUGAUGUCGGAGACCCUAAAGAGCCAAUCCACAAGAUAAUUCAAGAGCGAAUGAUCAAUUUAUUAGUUAUGAGCGACGGCGAUCAACAAACCUCAAGUCUUAAAAAGUGUUUACACAAUACACAUUGUUCUCUUCUUGUCGUGGAGAAAGGAAUUCGUAUAAAUUAGUGAUUCGAUAAAUUAAUGAUGGUACGAACCACUAAGAUCUUUUAUAAUUGUAUGCAUGUGGUUAUGUAAAAUAUAUGAUAUUGUGGGGUUAUUGAACUAAUAGAAUAUGAUAUUAUUGUACA
This is a messenger RNA of Raphanus sativus (radish), 644 nucleotides long. RefSeq lists its product as uncharacterized. Lineage: Eukaryota; Viridiplantae; Streptophyta; Magnoliopsida; Brassicales; Brassicaceae. The transcript has 4 exons. The coding region runs from base 49 to 522 and encodes 157 amino acids. The record is from RefSeq and is a predicted model, not a curated record.